AGAGAGUGAUAGCGUAUGCAUGACAGGGGCGAGCUUUUCUGCUUACGGAUUGGUGCACAGAAAUAGCCAGCCAAUUGGAUGGAAGGAAGGGAAAAUAACAAGACUAAGGGAGAGCUGGAGAAAGAGGGAAGAGCUAUGAAAAAGAGAGGGAGACGGUGAGAUCACAGGACUACAGUAGAGAGGAAUAACCUAGCGUGGAUCAAUGAUGAGAAGCGGAGGGAUAAAGAACCACUGAGAAAACACAGGCCGGGGAGAGGAGAGGACAAACAGGAGAUGGGCGGGGAGAGAAGGAUUCCCAGCCGUCGCGGAGAAAAUCAAUCAGCCAGACCAACAGCAUCCGUCCGGGCAGCCAUGCACUGAGGCCUGGAGCUGCAGCACUCCGCAAACACGGCUCAGGCCCAGCACCAGGCACCCGGGCCUGCUGGCCUCGGCUCCCAGCAGCAGGCCAAGCCCUCAACGAGAAAGAAGAUCCCCAUUGGUCCACUGCACAGAGCAGCCAUGAGGACGGCCAGGAAGGGCAACGUGGAGAUGCCUGCUUUCGUGCGGCAGCUGGUGAAGGAGACAGAGAAGAGGGUCAGCUCCUUCUUCAAAGGAGGCCGUGGGGGAGCCGAGCCAACGGAAGGGGAGGCAGAGGAGGUGAUCCCCAGUCCCUACUUAGACCGCCCCGUUCUGGAUAAGCUAACCGAGGAGGGCUGCUCCAGAUGGGGUCUUAACUAUGCCCUGGGCAGCAUGCAGGGCUGGAGGGCCAACAUGGAGGACUUCCACAACUGUGUGCCACAGCUCGGCGGACAAAUGGCUGACUGGAGCUUCUUCGCUGUCUUUGAUGGUCAUGCGGGCAACUGUGUGGCCCAUUACUGCUCCCAACACCUGCUGACUCAGAUCCUGACCACAGGAGCCAUCGGGCCCGAGGAUGAUGCCGAGAAGGUGAGAGGAGGCCUCAUUGAGGGCUUCCUGCAGACAGACAAGCAGCUGCACACAGUGGCCCGGCGCGAGGGCUGGGAGCGCGGCGGCACCACCGUGGUGGCCACGCUCAUCUCGCCGCGCUACAUCUACUUCGCUAACUGCGGCGACUCGAGGGCCAUGCUGUGCCGGGCAGGCCAGGUGGGCUUCUCCACAGAGGACCACAAGCCCUUCAGCCCUCUGGAGAGGGAGCGCAUCGAAAGCGCCGGCGGCUCCGUGUCCCUGCAGCGCAUCAACGGCUCCCUGGCCGUGUCCCGAGCCCUGGGAGACUUCAACUACAAGGGCGCCGAGAACCGGGAGCCCACCCAGCAGAUGGUGUCCCCGGAGCCGGAGGUGUGUGUGCUGGAGCGCUCCCUUGCAGACGAGUUCCUGGUGCUGGCCUGCGACGGGGUGUGGGACACUAUCACGAACGAGGAGCUGUGCGCUUUCAUCCGCAGUCGGCUGUGCGUCUGCACUGACCUCAGGGAAGUCUGCUCGCAAGUCAUCGACCUCUGCCUCUAUAAGGGAAGUCUGGACAACAUCAGCAUCAUGCUGCUUUGCUUCCCUGGCGCCCCCCAGCUGUCAGCUGAGGCACUGCACCAAGAGGCCGAACUGGAGGACCUGCUGGAGUCCAAAGUGGCAGAGAUCUUUGAGGAGCUGAGUGGCCGAGGGGAGGAGCCUGAACUGCUGUCCGUCCUCACGAUGCUGGCGUCCACAGCCAUCCCUGGUCUACCACCAGGAGGAGGCCUGCAGAGCAAGAGGAACUGUAUUAUCUCUGCGUAUUAUCAACUGAAGGAGGCUCACCAACCUUCCCUACCCAAUCGGCCUUAUUUCAUCUAGGAAGUAGGUGGUCCUGAGAAGCCCAUCUAGGCUUGGAGUGUGACCAAUCCGUUUGUGGCAUUUGACCAAUCACACAAGAGGAACUGUCGAAAGGAAUUAUUUUGUCUCAUCAACUCAGAACAUCUUACAGUAACAGGUACAAUGAAAACUGAAGAAUCCACAGAUGUAAUAUAUUUCUACAAGGGGGAUAUUUUUUAUGAUUCUGGACAUAGAUCAGCAGCAGCAUGACUCAGUAGUUACAGCAACCAAAUGUCUGCCUCAUAAUCAUUCAUUCAGAACUACAGUCUUAAUUAAUAAAACCAUGAUGGUUGAUGUUUUUAAAAUGGGAUUUAUAAAAGUACAAUUGACGAUGUGAUAUUUGGGGUUGUAUUUCAGAUUGAUGUUUUGCGAUUAUUGUUAUCCAUAAGUUCCCAAACCUCUCUCUCAGUCCUAUGUUUGGUCUGGUUUGCAUGAUCUGUACUGUGCUGCCUUACUGACCUCUUUCACAGUAGAUUUAACAUGUUACAUGACCAGCCAUGAACAGUCCAUAAGCAGUCAGUAGACUCAGUAAAAUGUUAUCAUUUAUCAUGCAAGAUUUCCAUGAAUAUGUACUUCUAUGAUAUACUGUGUAUAGCUAUUUAAUGUUUAAAGUAAUGACUGUUUUCAGCCUAAAUAAAGAUUAUU
Molecule: messenger RNA, 2442 nt
Organism: Osmerus eperlanus (European smelt)
Lineage: Eukaryota; Metazoa; Chordata; Actinopteri; Osmeriformes; Osmeridae
Gene: ppm1nb
Product: protein phosphatase, Mg2+/Mn2+ dependent, 1Nb (putative)
Exons: 6
Coding region: 499-1779 (426 amino acids)
Biological process (GO): positive regulation of canonical Wnt signaling pathway; positive regulation of canonical NF-kappaB signal transduction; negative regulation of canonical NF-kappaB signal transduction
Cellular component (GO): nucleus; cytosol
Molecular function (GO): protein serine/threonine phosphatase activity; manganese ion binding; magnesium ion binding
Source: RefSeq, a predicted model, not a curated record